Dunckerocampus dactyliophorus (ringed pipefish) is the source of this 3912-nucleotide messenger RNA. RefSeq names its product F-box protein 21 (gene fbxo21). Gene Ontology annotation, molecular function: protein binding; DNA binding. The transcript is spliced from 12 exons. The coding region runs from base 15 to 1895 and encodes 626 amino acids. NCBI's taxonomy places the organism in Eukaryota, Metazoa, Chordata, Actinopteri, Syngnathiformes, Syngnathidae. The record is from RefSeq and is a predicted model, not a curated record.
GGUAAACAGUAAAAAUGGCGGCGUUUGUCGCCGGAGAGCGGCUGGCAAAUCCAAAUCAGCGGGCAACCUGCGGCCAGGACGGCAAAAAUCUCACCGACCUGCCCACCGAGGUGCUCGAACACAUCCUGUGCUUCCCAGUACUGAAACAUGUCGACAUUUGCAACGUGUCCCGCUGCUGCCAGCGCCUGCACGACGUCUGCCACGGACGAGGGAAGGUGUGGGGGCACCAGUACAAACUCAGAUGGCCGAGGCUGCAGAGGUUUUACCCACAGAACGAGAGCUGCGACUGGCUGCGAGAGUACAAGACACGCCAUCGAGUGGGCAUCCAAAUCCGGAGGACGGUGGAGUCCAUCUCCAAAAGGUUCUUCACAGAAGUUCCGUGCAUCGGCCAGGUUCUGGGCGACAGCUUUGCCGAGAUCGAGUCGCUGGGGAUGCCGGAGCACUUCUGCGAGGAUGAGCUGGUCUUCAUCCUCCACGCAGACAAGAGGAAAAGCCUGACGUUGAAGUACUAUGCAAAGAAAAUCCUUUACUUCCUGAGACAGCAGAACAUCCUGCGGAGUCUGAAGAGCUUCCUGGAGCAGCCGGCGGAGCAGCAGUCGGCGCUAGCAGGAGCCGUUCUGGUGGACCAGUACUGCAACCCGCUGGCCGACGUCACGCUGGAAGGCGUCUCGGCGCAGCUGGACGACAUGGCGGAAAAAGUCAAAAAGACGCUGAGGCUGAAGAACCCGUCUCACCCCAGCCUUCGCAGCGCUCCAGGCUUCCUCCUGGAGGACUUUGAGCUCCAGCGGCAGGUCUUCUGCGCCCUCAACUCCGUCUUGUACGAUCAGCUCCAGUACAAGGGGGACCAGACGGACUACUACAAUCCACUCAACUCCUACAUCCAUCAGGUGCUACAACGCCGCAAAGGCAUUCCCAUCAGCCUCUCCGUUCUCUACAUGACCUUGGCCCAGAAGCUGGGGGUCAAGCUGGAGCCUGUCAACUUCCCCAGUCACUUCCUGCUGCGCUGGUGCCAAAAACCGCAAGGGAGCCAGGACAUCUACGACUUUGUCUACAUCGACGCCUUCGGGAAAGGCAAGCAGCUGACGGCCAAGGAGUGCGAGUACCUCAUCGGACACCAGGCCGCCGCCGACUACUACGGCGCCAUCGGCACCACGGAGAUUCUGCUGAGGAUGGUGGGGAACCUGCUGAACAUUGGGAAAAGAGGGGAAGGCAAUGAAAAGUCGUACCAGCUGCUGAGGGACACCUUGGACCUCUACCUGACCCUCAACCCAGACAACGUGACCUACCUGCUGCUGCAGGCCCGCCUCUACUUCCACCUGGGCAUCUGGCCAGAGAAGGUGUUGGACAUCCUGCAGCACAUCCAGGCGCUGGACCCGUCGCAGCACGUGGCCGUGGGCUACCUGGUGCAGCACACGCUGGAGCACAUCCAGCACAAGAAGCACCCGGCGGAGCCUGAGGUGAAGACACGCGGCGCUCCGGAACACCUGGAGGUCCAGUACUCCGUGGGCCUCGUCAUGAAACACAAGAGGUCGGGCUACAACUGCGUCAUCUACGGCUGGGACCCCAAGUGCACCAUGAGCCAGGAGUGGAUCACCACCAUGAGGGUCCAGCAGCUGUCCAACGGCGCCAACCAGCCCUUCUACAACGUGCUCGUGCAGGACGGGACGUGUCGCUACGCGGCCCAAGAGAACCUGGAGCCCCACGCGUCCCCCCUGGAGAUCGGCCACCCGGAGGUGGGCCGCUACUUCUCCGAGUUCGCCGACACCCACUACGUCGCCAACGAGGAGCUGCAGGCGCGCUACCCCGAGGACACGCGGGAGACGGCGACGACGGCGCGGCAGCUUUACCGCGACGACGUCCCCCGGGGCGCGCCCUCCGCCGCUACGCCAACCUAGCGCGCUCGCCAAACGGUCCAGCACCAGGGGUGCGCCGGUCACGGGACACUUCAUUAGGGACGCUGCGAAGGUGAUGGAAGCUGGCGUUGGGGAGGGACUGUGCAGGUAUUUACCCCAACAAUGUGCGCACCACUCUGCUUGCAUCGCAGCCCCGCCGCUAAAUACGUUCAAGGAUUUAAAAAAACCUCCAUUAUUGUCAUGUUUGUGCAAAAUAUUCCACAUUUCACAUCAAGAAAAAAAACUGCUGUCAUGACAAGACUAAAAAGACAUAAAAAGUUGUAUUUUUACAACGCUUGUUUAAGGCUAAAAAACAACUAUUAACCCACACCCCCCCCAAAAUGUAAUACUUCAUUUCCAUUUAUUUAUAUUUUGAUGUUUUCAUCAAAAAAAUGUUUGAAAUAAAUCAAAGAUUAUAUUUAACUGAUAACAAUAAUACAUUCAAUAUAUUUUAUUUUGAUUUUAAGAAAUGAAUCAUUUUGCAAUAUAAUGCCUCAAUGAAUGUUUGGAAUACAUUGAAAAAUAAAUAUUUAAUAACAACAAUGCAUUCAAGAAAUUCAAUUUAAAUACAUUUUAAAAUCAUUUUGACAGUUUUUUCUAUAUUGACAUUAAAAUAAGUAAUUCCUCAAUGAAAAAAUGUUUUAAAUUGAAAAGUAAAUAUUUCACUAAUAAUCAUACGUUCAAGAAAUUCAAUGUAAAGACAUUUUUAAAUCCUUUUUUAUCAUUGGCAUUAAAAUGAGUACUUCCUCAAUGAAAUCUUUUUUAAAUAAUUGAAAAAUAAAUAUUUAAUAAAACAUUUAAUUGAAAUACAUUUUAGAAUAAUAUUUACAGCUUUUUGAUAUUGACAUUAAAAUGAGUAAUUCCGCAAUUAACAUUUUUUAAAAUUGAAAAAUAAUACAGUUCACUAAUAGUAAUAUUAAUAAUACUAAUAAUACAUUUAAGACAUUUAAUUUAAAGACAUUUUUAAAUCCUUUUGACAGUUUUUUUAAUAUUGACAUUUAAAGAGUAAUCCCUCAAUAAAAAAAUGUUUAAAAUAAUUGAAAAAUAAAUAUUUAAUAAUACAGUUAAGAAAUGUAAUUUAAAUACAUUUUAGAAUAAUAUUGACAGUGGUUUUUAAAAUGAGUAAUUCCGCAAUGAAAAAAUGUUUCAAUGGAAAUAUAUUUAUAUAUUUAAUAUAUAUAUAAAUAUAUAUAUAUAUAUAUAUAUACAUAUAUACAUAUAUAUAUAUAUAUAUAUAUAAACAUAUUACACGAAUAAUUAUAAUACAUUUAAGAAAUUUCAUUUACAUUUAAAAAUAAUAACUCAUACAUGCAUUAAUAGAUUUAAAUACAUUAUAAAAUAAUUUUUACAGCUUUGUCUACAAUGGCAUUCAAAUUUGAGACAUCUUACAAUAAAUAAUGUUUUAAAUAAAUUUAAAAUUAGGAAUGUAAUAGAUGUCAUUAUAACAUUCAUUCAUUCAAUUUAAAUAUUUCUUCUUCUAAAUGGCUUUCAAAUUAGGAAUGUCUUGAACUUAAAUGCCUUUCGUUAACAAUAUAAUAAAUAAUACAUUUAUAAAAGUUUUAUUUAAAUAAUAGCAUUGAAAUUGGUAAGAAUUACAGAAAAGAUGUGUGGCAUAAACGUUCCAUUGGCUGCUACUAUCAUGAAUAAGCACUGGAAAUAAAAGGAUUCUAAUAAAUAUACGGCAUUCCAAUAGACAUUUUUGGGGAUUUAUUUUGUUGUUUUGUUUUGUAUUGAGCCAACUGGUGUGGAGAAACGAUUGGAUGUGAUUGGUUUGUCCCUAAUGAAGUGUCCCAGACAGCGCUGCAGUACAGACUUGAAAAAAAAAAGAGAAAAACGGGAAGUGAUGACAAAGAAAAGAGGAAGUGCUGUCGGAGAAUCCCAAACAAAACGAAUCACACUGUCAUUCUUUGUUGUUGUGUUUUUUUUAAUAACUUAUUUUUUUGCUGCCAAUGCAUAGUGGAGGGGGCGGGGCUAAAUCAAUAAAUAAUAAUUAAGCGUUCCAGCUUGUCUUGGUUAUUUC